UAUUUGUCUUGGCAACCAACUCUCGGGUCUCUGACAUAGAGCAUCUGAAAAGCCCCUUGGCCCCUGAUCCAAUCUCCCAGCCACGGCUGAUGCAGGUGCUCAAUGCUGUCCUUCUUCUGUUUAGAGACGGCUACAUAUCAUCUACUAUGUUGGACAGUACGAUCAAUCAACAGACACAAAGGUGCAAGAGGGGAAAUGCGAGAGCAAUCGGCAACUUCUUCGUCUUCAUCAUACGCGUCGCUCCUUUUGUCUGUCCUAAUGUUUGCCGGCUGGAUCUCAAGUCCUGGCUUACUCUCUCUUGCCGUUGUCUUUCAUUAAACUACCUAGUGAAUGGCGCUCCUGUAAAAAUGACCUUCCUGGACCGGUCCCCUCUACAGCUACUGCUCAGACUUCCCGUAUCAAGUUGGAUUCGAUCAUCGGCGCACGAUUGGAGCGGAAUAGUAGUCAAUGCAAAGCACCAUAAAGUGUAUUGGCGGAGCAAUUGCUGGGGUUGCUGGGAGACCACUGGGUGCAACAUUGAAGGUCUCAAUGCGUGCAGCUUCAGGUAGGUGAGUCGUUCUUCUGCUGCCCCCGAUGCUUGGUACACCGGGAGUUGUCUACCGCGAUCUUAUUUUCGGGAAUAAACACUGAU
Messenger RNA from Colletotrichum navitas, 631 nucleotides. RefSeq lists its product as uncharacterized. The transcript has 2 exons. Bases 90 to 548 code for a protein of 152 amino acids. Lineage: Eukaryota; Fungi; Ascomycota; Sordariomycetes; Glomerellales; Glomerellaceae. The record is from RefSeq and is a predicted model, not a curated record.